Molecule: messenger RNA, 5116 nt
Organism: Rhineura floridana
Lineage: Eukaryota; Metazoa; Chordata; Lepidosauria; Squamata; Rhineuridae
Biological process (GO): regulation of transcription by RNA polymerase II
Molecular function (GO): DNA-binding transcription factor activity, RNA polymerase II-specific; RNA polymerase II cis-regulatory region sequence-specific DNA binding
Source: RefSeq, a predicted model, not a curated record
UUUCCCUUGGCUUUGGGGGAGGGGGGAGAAUCAUCCUCUAAGGGGUUACACGGAGAGAGUUUGCAUUCCUAGAGAGGCGACGAGGAAGACGGGUCCUCCUAGCUCCCUGGGAUGGUCUUGCAAAGGGGUUUGAAUUUCUUUGCAGCAGAAAACAAGAGAGGGGAGGAAGACCCAGCCUGGAAAGUCUCUUCCCAGGUGGAAGCUUGACACGCCUCCUUAGAUUGCUGAAAUUUAUUCUUAUUCUCAAGUUUCUACUUGUGGGUUGUUGUUUUUGGUGAAGCCCCUCAAAGAUGAAAAGGGGGGAUCAGAACCCCACAGGCCCCAGAUCGGGAGAGGUGUUGUCCCCAGGAACAGAAAAAAUCCCUCAUGUCCUCCAGGCUGGGAAUAUCCAGGAAUUUCUUAAACGAAUGCCAGGGGAGCAAAUCAAGCAAGAACCUAAUGAGAGUUCACUGGAGCUCUGGGAAGUCCAAUGGCAGGAGUUCCUGAAGACGGUGGAGUCUCCUUGCCCAGACUGGGCAUUUCCAGAGAAGUCCUCUCCGUGGGAUGAUGCCAAGGGCUUCCUGGCCUCCUUCGAGCAAGUGGCCGAAGCCUGCCAGUGGCCCCGGGAAGAGUGGGUGGCCCGACUCGUGCCGGCUCUCAGCGGAGAAGCCGAGCGGAACUUUCGCAGGCUCCAGGCCAGAGAGGAGGAUUAUGGGAUGGUGAAGGCGGCCAUCUUGCGAGGGGACGCCAUGAGCCGGGAGAGGAUCCGCCAGCACUUCAGGCGUUUCUCCUACCUGGAGGCCGAAGGGCCCAGAGUGGCUUACAUCCGACUUCAGGAACUUUGCUGCAAGUGGUUGAAAUUUGAACGGCAGUCCAAGGAGCAGAUCCUGGAGCUGCUGAUCCUGGAGCAGCUGCUGACUAUCUUGCCGUCCCACAUCCAGAGCUGGGUCAGAGAACGCGGGCCAGAGACCUGCUCCCAAGCGGUGGCCCUGGCUGAGGAUUUCCUGAAGAGGCAGGAAGUGGCCCAAAGCCAGGAAAGCCAGGGGCCAUUUGAGGAGGUGGCUGGGAGUUCAUCCGAGGGAGGCCGGCCUCCGUCUGUGGGCAAGCAGAGGCAGCUGUGCGUGGACACCAAGCCGGAAAAGGAUGAUGGAAAUGCUGGCCUGUUGGCAGCCAAAGGGUGGAUGACCAUCCACGAAGGGGAGGAAAACAUGCUGGAAGAUUCCAAAAUGGGAUCCCCACAUAGGACAUCAGUGUGGAAGACAGAGGAGACUUUUCCCCAGGAUUGUGUGGAGGAAACCACCUCGGCAAAUCGGGAAAGAGCAGAGUGUCAUCGGGAAACGUACCUGGUAGAGGAAGAAAACGGAUCGGAUUGUUCUGGGGGAGGUUUCCGAACCCCCGUUGAAACCCCUAGCACAGCCCUGACGGGGAUCAAUGUCGGUCAGAAACGAACCGCCUAUGGUUCUUAUGGCAGGAGCUCCGCCCUCCCUACGAGAACUCGCACGGGGAUAAAGCCAGUCAAAUGCCAAGUCUGUGGGAAAUACUUCCUGUGUAGCGCAAAGCUCCUUGUACAUCAACGAACCCAUGUCGGGGAGAGGCCCUACAAACGUUUCUAUUUCUGUAGCACUCAGCACUUGGGCCCGCCCAACGCGAGUGGCACCAUCCUCCACAAAAUGGUUCCUCGCAUUCGCGGCCAGCGGUGGGAAGGAAAAGAAGUAGUGGCCUUGCUGAACGGCAUCAAAGCGAGCCCCGCUCUGGCCCUUCUGAUGAGCAGCAGUUCCCAGAGAGGACAUCAACACUGGGAAAAAAUUAAGGACCAGCUCCAAGCUCAGGGCUACAUUAGGAACAUCGACCAGCUGCGAUCCAAGUGGAAACAGUUGAAGACGGACUUUUUUGCAGCUGGCCGGCCUGCCGCAGAAGGAAAGGAGAAGCCUGCUGUCAUCCCCCCUUACUUCAACCGGAUGCGGGGCGUGUGGGAUGCAGCAGGCCGACCCCCCUUCAAAGAUCGUCACCUGCCGGCUUCUUACCGGGCCCAGAGGCGUGAACUGGAGAGGUGCGAGGAAGAUGACGACUAUGAUGUGGAAGUGCAAGGCCCUUCCUUUUGCCCGAGGAUGAAAAUGGAAGAGCGAUAUCCUGCAGCCUGGAGACAAGGAGGGGCAUCAGAGGGGACAGGGAAAGACCCUUGUGUCCUCUUAAACGCUGCAGGCCGCAAACUCAGGAUGGAUUUGGAGGGAGGGAGUGAACUCCAUAAAGCAAUGCAUUCUGGGAGUUCUGAGGAAAACCUCAAAAGGACAAAUCCACAUCAGGUGAAGGAGGAAUCUGAAGAGGGCUUGGCCCGUUGCUGGGAAGCCCAGUGGCAGCAGUUUCUGAAGGCAGUGGAGUCCCCUUAUUCAGAAUGGGGAACCCCGCAGUUCCCAGAGGACCCCACUCCAUGGGAUGAUGCAAAGGCCUUCCUAGCCUCCUUCGAGCAAGUGGCUGAAGCCUGCCGGUGGCCCCGGGAGGAGUGGGUGGCCCGACUCCUGCCAGCCCUCAGGGGAGAAGCUGAGCAAACCUUUGAAAGAAUUGAGGCCAGAGACAGGGUGGAUUAUGGGAAAGUGAAGGUGGCCAUCUUGCGAGGGGACGCCAUGAGGAGGGAGAAGCUGCGUCAACAUUUCAGGCAUUUUUGCUACCAGGAGGCCAAAGGGCCCAGCGGAGCUUACAGCCAGCUCCAGGAGCUUUGCCAGGGUUGGCUGAAGGUGGAAAGGCACUCUAAGGAGCAGAUCCUAGAGCUGCUGAUCCUGGAGCAAUUCCUGGCCAUCCUUCCACUGGAGAUCCAGAGCUGGGUGAGGGAGCAUGGCCCAGAGACCUGUUACCAUGCAGUGGCCCUGGCUGAGGAUUUCCUGCAAAGGCAGCAAGAGGCCAACAACAAUCUCAAAAGCCAGGUUGCCUUCGUGAAGGAGGCUGCGGGUUCCACCAUGGCAGGCCAGGCUCCACCUGGGAUCAAGCAGAGACAGCAGUACUCCAAUGCCAAGCAUGAAGGUGAGGAGGAGGCGGCCAGCCUGUUAGCAGGUGAUGUGUGGGAGAGUGAAGACGAGGGGGAAAUACCUGGAAUGUCAUCAGAAACAGGCAAGUAUGAGGCACUGAAAGAGAACUACUGGAAUCAAGAUGGGUCAAAGAGGCAGGAGGCAAUCCACUUGGAGAAGGGGCAGGAUAAAGCCAUGCCUUGUCAGGAUGGGGACUUCCAUGAAAUCAUAGUUCAAGAAGAACAACAAAUGGAAACAAGAAGGAACAAGUGCCUGAGUGCGCAUUGGAGAAUCCACACAGGGGAGAAACCCAACAAAAGUUUAAAGUUUGGGAAGUGUUUUAGCCAGUGCAGAAAUGUUACUGAAUAUCAAGUGCUCCACUCAAGAGUGAAACCAUAUAAGUGCUUGGAAUGUGGAAAGAGUUUCAGUCAGAGCACACAUCUUACUUCACAUCAAAGAAUCCACACAGGGGAGAGACCAUAUAGUUGCCCAAAUUGUAGCAAGAGCUUCAAUCAGAGCACUAGCCUUAUUCAACAUCAAAGAAUUCACACAGGCGAGAAACCGUACAAAUGCACAGAGUGUGGAAAGAGUUUCCGUCAUAGUACAAGUCUUACAUCACAUCAGAGAAUCCAUACUGGGGAGAAACCAUAUAAGUGUUCUGAUUGUGGGAAGGGUUUUUGUAAUCAGUCUGGCCUUAUUAACCAUAAGACAAUUCACACAGGGGAGAGGCCAUAUAAAUGCUUGGAGUGUGGAAAAAGUUUCAGUCAGAGCACACAUCUUACUUCACAUCAAAGAAUCCACACAGGGGAGAGACCAUAUAAAUGCUCGGACUGUAACAAGACCUUUUGUGAUCAGUCAGGACUUGUUAAACAUCAAAGGAUUCACACAGGGCAGAAACCAUAUAAGUGCUUGGCAUGUGGGAAGAGCUUCAGUCAGAGCACAAAUCUUAUUAGACAUCAGAGAAUUCACACAGGGGGCAAAGCACCCUUAUUAACUUCCCCAUUCUCUUAGGGGAGUGGAUGAGGUCCUGUUCCAAAUGUCUUUGGUUUCCAAGGCCUAGGAGCUAAUUACAUGUAGCUGGGUCUUUUCCUCAGUUGCUUCUCCGCGAAACUCCCUGUGUAAUGCUUGUGGCUCAUUUAGUUUUAACUGUGCAGUUGAAUGGUUUUAAUUGCAUGGUUUAAUUAAUUAGUUGUAAUGAUGUGAAUAAUUUAAUUGUGUAUAUGUCAGCUGCCUAGGGCAGGGGUUUUCAACAGAGUACCCCACAAGUGUCAGUGUGCUCACUAGUACCUUCUGUUGUGCCCAUGAAAGGUUUCAGCAAAUAUCCCUUCAAAAAUCCAGAGUGCACAAGAUAAACUGUUUCCUGUUCCUGCUCAGUUCCUGUUUGCACUACCUCAGCCUCUCCUACACUGAACACACCUCCUUAAACUUACCCACAUUCCAUUUGAUGCUGGGAUUGGAUGCCUACCCUCCCUUUCCAUUCUGAACAGAGGUGCAAAGAGCUUCCGUCUAUGAGCAAACACAGAUGGUUGAUGUGGGUGCCUUUUUUUUUUCAUUGACACAGGGGCAUGCCUGCACCCUUUUGUGAUCCUGUCUCCUUUUCUGAUCCCCCCCCUGCUGUCAUUUUGUGUUACACCACAACCCCCAUGGCAGCCAUUUUGUGACUAACACCCACAAAACUUUCUCAAAAUUCCAAAUACGCCCACUGGCCCAAACAGGUUGCCAACCCCUGGCCUAGGGAAUCCUUCUGGUUGGAAAGUGGACUUGGAGUUGUUUGAGUGUGAGAAGUAUUUCAGUUGGAGCUCUCGUUUAAAUUCACAUGAAAGAACCUUCUUAGGAAACAAAGUUAAAUGAAGCUUUCCCCCAACCUCACUGACAGCACUAUCACGGCUGCUGUCUUACUAGAUCUAUGGGCAUUGUCACAACAACAGGGAAGCCAUCUUAAUUGCUCUGACUGAAGCUUUGGGGAUCAACAGGCAGGAUUACACAGUGGGGAAACCAUACAUGACCAUGGUGGAAACUUGGACUGACAAGCAAGGGAGACUGAGAAGGGUGGAAACUAUUUAGAAGGGUCCUAUUGUUUUUCAGUCAUUCAGUUGAAAUUAAACUGUGACAGUCACUGCGGCUGUUUUUGAGAUCCA